Messenger RNA from Salvia splendens (bonfire salvia), 699 nucleotides. RefSeq names its product ethylene-responsive transcription factor LEP. Lineage: Eukaryota; Viridiplantae; Streptophyta; Magnoliopsida; Lamiales; Lamiaceae. The transcript has a single exon. The coding region runs from base 1 to 699 and encodes 232 amino acids. Gene Ontology annotation, biological process: regulation of DNA-templated transcription. Gene Ontology annotation, molecular function: DNA-binding transcription factor activity; DNA binding. The record is from RefSeq and is a predicted model, not a curated record.
AUGGAAAGCAUGAGCAAGCCUUCCACCAAGUCCAAAAGAAAAGGCACUCAGCCGGCCGCGCCGGCGUCUGAGUCAACGAACCGCUUCCUCGGCGUGAGGAGGCGGCCAUGGGGGCGGUACGCGGCCGAGAUACGCGACCCCACGACAAAGGAGCGGCAUUGGCUGGGCACAUUCGACACGGCCGAGGAGGCCGCGUUGGCCUACGACCGGGCUGCCCGGUCCAUGCGCGGGUCGCGGGCCCGCACCAACUUCGUCUACUCGGACAUGCCCCCGGGCUCCUCGGUCACCUCCAUCAUCUCCCCCGACGAGCAGCACCGCUCGGACUUCUCCGUGCUGUUCGGCGGGGGGAACAGCUCGGAGAUAUAUUUCGGGGCGGGGGAGGGGCAGUAUUCGGGGUUUCAGCUGACAGGGGAGGCGUGGCCGAAUGUGUACCAGGCGGGGAGCAGCCACGUGGCGGAGGAGGCUGAGCUGCCGCCGCUGCCGCCGGAUAUAACGAGCGGCUGCUACUCGGGGGAGCCGCCGGUGCUGUCGGAGAUGGGGCAUGGGGUGUUGAAUGAGAUGAGGUGUCUGGAGCUGUCGGAGCAGCGGCGGAGCAUGGACGCGGCGGUGGGGUACGAGUACGACGGAGGGUAUUAUGGGGUGGAGGAGUCGAUGGAGGCGGCGAGGAGUAGCUUCUCCGGCGGGUUUGGGUGGUUCUGA